Messenger RNA from Photinus pyralis (common eastern firefly), 911 nucleotides. Its product is annotated as MAPK regulated corepressor interacting protein 2-like. The record is from RefSeq and is a predicted model, not a curated record. Bases 150 to 434 code for a protein of 94 amino acids. The transcript has 2 exons. Lineage: Eukaryota; Metazoa; Arthropoda; Insecta; Coleoptera; Lampyridae.
GCCACCAUACAGCACAGUUUUUUUAAUGGAAACCAUAACCCAAACAUCACUAAUCUAUUAAUUUAUUAUUUACAUUUUAAGUUUUAACAAGAAAUGCAGUAAAUGACACACCAUCUAAUUAUUUCAACCUUUUAACAAUCUCUACAAGCAUGAGUGGUCCAAGGAUGAAUGCGGCCCCUAUCAAUGGGAACAGCAGAAGGCCUAAUUACGUGAGGGUACCGCCUAUAGAACGACCGUCUUCAUCGCAACACGACGACCUUAUUAAGUUCAUUCAGGAAUCUUGGAGUAAGGUUUCGCAGGAAGUCGGUAGGAACGCGGGUAAUACGGCGACCUAUUAUCGCGAGCAGGAGCCUGAAAUGUUGAAGAAUUUCGAACCGUUUGACCUAGACGCGUAUUGGGGAAAGCGAGGUAUACAGAACGUACAACACCAAUGAUGACUAGUUGCUCACUUUUAGUUUUGUUAAAUAAUUUUUAGAUUUAUUGAAUACUUUUAUAUGUGACACCAUUUUUAUCUGACGAUUUACAGCUAUUUGUAAAGAAUCUGCGCAUAGUAGACGACACGUCGUGAAUAAAUCUCUCUAAACUAUAAACCCUGUUGAUAUUGUAUAAGCUUGAUGAGUGUCGCUUGUUUGUUAAGAAAAAAUCUACUUAUUAUUGCGUGUUUACACAGCGUGAUUGCAAAGAUUGUGUGUUUUGUAUGCCGCUUUAAAAUGAUAGUAUUAUCAAGCAAUAAUCGAUUUGAUUGUGAGUUGUUACGACCACUUAUUAUAGAAGUCAGAUAACUUUCAUAGAUCUUUACAAAUAUUAUGUAUCUACUGUAUUUCAAAAAGACGUAUUACCUUUUACUUUUGUACCUACUUAUAUCAUUGUUCUUUAUUUGUCUUGAAAUGAUAAUAAAACAUUUAACAGUU